Messenger RNA from Aspergillus tanneri, 2103 nucleotides. Its product is annotated as methylenetetrahydrofolate reductase (NAD(P)H) MET12. Lineage: Eukaryota; Fungi; Ascomycota; Eurotiomycetes; Eurotiales; Aspergillaceae. The coding region runs from base 1 to 2103 and encodes 700 amino acids. Gene Ontology annotation, molecular function: FAD binding; methylenetetrahydrofolate reductase [NAD(P)H] activity. Gene Ontology annotation, biological process: tetrahydrofolate interconversion. Gene Ontology annotation, cellular component: cytosol. The transcript is spliced from 2 exons. The record is from RefSeq and is a predicted model, not a curated record.
AUGGAGAAGAUCACCGAUAAGAUCGCGGCUUUACCGCCCGAUGCCAACUACUUUUCGUUGGAGUUCUUCCCUCCCAAGACGCAGAUGGGUUUCGCCAACCUGCAAGCCCGUCUGGAGCGCAUGGCCCAGGCACUGCGACCGCUGUUCGUCACCGUCACCUGGGGAGCUGGAGGAAGUACCGCCAAGAGAUCGCUGGAGUUGGCUGAGAUCUGUCAGCGCCAGUUGCAACUGACGACCUGUCUCCAUCUAACCUGCACCAAUAUGAGUCGUGCCUUGGUUGAUCAUGCCCUUGAGGAGGCCAAGGUUCUGGGUAUACGCAACAUCCUAGCUCUGCGCGGGGAUCCCCCCCGCAGUGAAGAGUACAACAUGCACGGUGAGGAUGACAGCAACAAGGACUUCACCUUCGCCGUCGACCUGGUGCGAUACAUUCGCCAGCAGCAUGGCGACUACUUCUGCAUCGGUGUCGCCGCCUACCCUGAGGGUCACCCCGCGGAUUCCUUCCAGGACGUCCAGGACCCCGAGCGAGACCUGCCCUACCUGGUCGAAAAGACCCAGGCGGGCGCCGACUUUAUCAUGACGCAGCUGACCUACAACCUGGACGCCUAUACGAAAUUCGAGAAACGCCUUCGAUCCCACGAGUCGGGUGCCUUCCAGACCAUCCCCAUUCUGCCGGGCUUGAUGCCCAUCCACAGCUACAAGAUCCUCACCCGCGUCACCAAGCUCAGCCAUGUCCAAAUCCCGCCCCCGAUGCUGGAUCAACUCGACCGCGUCCGAUACGAUGAUGACGCCGUCAAGCGCAUGGGCGUUGACAUCGUCUCCGACCUUGUGGGCGGCAUCCGGGACAUCUCCUACCCGGGGCCACGCGGAUUCCACUUCUACACACUGAACCUGGAGAAGACGGUCUCCUUCAUCCUAGAGCGCUGCGACCUCAUCCCCCCGUUAUCGGAGGACGACGACGACGAGGCGGCGCUCGUCGACGGUGGCCAUCUGUCCGCGGUCGACUCGUCCACCUACGUGGCACCGAACGGGAUGCCCAACCAGUCUCUGACCCGGCGACGAGCCGAGUCCAUCAACUCCUUGCCGCAUAACCGCGUCAUCGUUGACAAGGUGCAGGCCGCCGAGUCAUCCUCCAAGGACUCUGUCUCGCACGAAGCCCCCGCCACCAGUGCCGGCAUGCCGGCCCUGCCACCCGACCGCACGACCACCCUGCAGAUCUCCGAAGGACUGGGCGCCCUGGGCCGCGAGGCGACCUGGGACGACUUCCCCAACGGCCGAUGGGGUGAUGCACGCUCACCCGCCUUCGGCGAGAUCGACGGCUACGGGCCCUCGCUGCACGUCCCACCCCCGGUCGGCCAUCGCAUCUGGGGCUUCCCCGUGUCGCGCGAGGAUGUCAGUACGCUAUUCCGCCGCCAUCUUCAAGGCGAACUGCACAUCGUCCCGUGGUCUGAGGGCGGCACCGAGGAAGGAGCCAGCGGCCUGAGCGCGGAAACCGACAUCAUCCGGCCCGAGCUCCUCCAGCUCAUCGACCGCCACGGCUGGUGGACGCUGGCCUCGCAGCCCGCGGUCAAUGGCGUCCGCAGCGACGACCGCGUUUUCGGCUGGGGUCCGCCCGGCGAGGGUUUCGUCUUCCAGAAACCGUUUGUCGAGUUCUUCUGCCCGUCCUCCGACUACCGUUCGGUACUGAAGCCGCUCCUCACGCACCACGGGCAUGAGAAGCUAGCCUGGUUCGCGACCAAUGUGCACGGCGACUUCGAGACCUCGAUGCCCGGGCCCACCUCGGACGCUGAUCCGCUGGAGAUGAACCCGGCCAACGUCAACGCGGUCACUUGGGGCGUCUUCCGCGGCAAGGAGAUCGUCUCCCCGACCAUCAUCGAGGAGGUCAGCUUCCGCGCCUGGGGCGACGAGGCCUUCCGUAUCUGGGAUGAGUGGCGUCGCAUCUAUCCGCGCGGCUCUGCCUCGGAGCGCUUCCUCGACCAGACCAAGAACGAUGUCUGGCUGGUGUGCGUCGUGGGUCAGGAAUUUGGUGCGGGCACGGAGAUCGGCUCGCAGGAGGAAGAGGACGAGACGAAGUGGAUGUGGAGGGUUCUAGCGAAUAGCAAGUAG